AUUAUCAGGUUGCAAAUUUCAAUCACUUUCAGUGGUGUUAAAUUUUGUUUGUGUGGGAAAUUUCAAUCGCGUGCACCUUUGACAUGGAUUACGAGGAAUUUCUCACUCUCCACAAGACUCAACUACAAGCAUCUGGUGUGCCAGAACACUUCUGGCCGACGGUGCACAGCAAAAUCAGGUGCGAUGUGUUCGAUGCUGGAGAACGAUUCAGGAUGGGCUACGAUGCCGAUGAGAGUCUGUGGCGUGUUGAAAUCAUUGGAGAGUCCACUCUGAGUGUCACCGAUGCCAACAAUGUUUAUUUGGUGGACCAUGCUUGGACUUUUGAGUCAGUUCAAGCAGCCAAACACCAGCUGAAGCAAGUACCCAGUCUGUUGAUCCGUAUGGCACAGCUUGUAGAGUAUGACUUUGGAGACAAUGCUGUGGACGCUAGUGAUGAGAAUGCAUACGAUGCACUUAUUGAUAGUGUCAUCGACCAGUUAUGGAGAUAUAUACAUCAGUAUCGUAUUGUCAACCAAGAACAAGCUGAGCAGAAGCCCAUCUGGUAUGUGCUAGAUGAGUUUGGCUCGCGUAUACAGCACUCAGACACGCCAACGUUCAAAAUGGCCCCUCUCCUUUUUGGCCCGGAUCGUGUUGGCUAUACACUGAUGUGGCCGCUAUGUGACGUUGAUGUGGGCGACGAAGCAACAGUGGACUACGCAUUUGGUGUAGAGUCUGAUAUGGCGCGUGCUGCACGCCUUGCUCCCUGGUUUCCGCAGCUUUUGCCGGAACUGGUCAAGUCGGAUUCUAGCUGUCUGGAUGUGAAGGCAGCUGAGGUGGCUGAGGAGCGCUGUGGGGAGAAGCUGCCCACAGCAGCCGCAGGUGCACAGCAAGAUGGUCCCUCUCCCGAUCGGCGCCCGUUGAAAGUGUUCACAGAUCAGGACCUUAUUAAAGGUUUUCUCUCAGAUUCUCGGUUCACUAUUGUUGACGAGCCCGAGGAUGCCGAUAUCUUCUGGGUGGCAAUACACUUCAAGGACUUUGAGGGAUUGGCCAAACGCAGCCACUUCACAUUCAUAAACCAGUUCCCUUGUGAGAAUGUACUCACCUGCAAGGAUUUGCUGGUGAAAACUUCCCGGCGUGCUGUAUCUGAAGGCAUCUCGUCAUCAGCACAAGCCACAUCUGUUCCCCGUGGUACUGAAGUACCUGACUGGCUACCCGAAUCUUACGACAUGGUUACGGAGUUGCCACAGCUUGUGUCUCGUUUCUUCAGCAAGGCCGAGGAUGAGGAGGACAACUACUGGAUCUGCAAGCCAUGGAACUUGGGUCGCAGUCUCGACAUUCAUGUUGUGAACAACCUAGCCCAACUUGUCCAGCUGUCACAAACUGGUCCAAAGGUUGCUUCACGUUAUUUGACCAGGCCAGUCUUGUUUGAUAGGGAGGGUGUUGGCAGGGUGAAGUUUGACUACCGUUACAUCGUCUUCCUGAAGUCGGCACAACCACUGCAGCUAUACGUCUACAAGGUGUUCUGGCUGCGCUUUGCUAACGUGCCAUUCAGCCUGCAACAGCUGGAGAAUUAUGAUCGUCACUUUACGGUGAUGAACUAUGUAGAGGAAGGCACAAAGCUUCACCAAAUCAACUGCGAGCAAUUUGCCCCGAUGUUUGAUGAGCAAUUCCCGCAGACAAGCUGGGCAGCUGUAGAGCAAGAUACAUUCGAAGCGAUCAAGGAGCUGUUCCGAGCAGCGGUGACUGGUGAAGCACCCGCUGCUAUUGCGCCAUGUGCCAACUCGCGUGGUCUCUACGCCCUGGACAUCAUGGUGGAGUGGCGCGGAGAAGGGGAGCAUAAGAUGCAGCCGCAGAUUUUGGAGGUCAAUUUCACACCAGAUUGCAUUCGCGCGUGCAAGUACCACCCACAGUUCUACAACCACACGUUCCGAACCCUCUUCUUGGACGAGGAGCUGGAUGAGACUGUUGUACGCCUCAUCUAGAUACAUGUAUCUCUUGCACAGACACAAGAGAGGUAUGCUUGCCUUCUGGCUUGGGAACCCGUGCACGUGAGAUGUUUAGUUUGUACACGAGGUCCCACAGAGCAUUGCGUGUGUGUGUGUGUGUGGGUGUGCGUGCGAGCUUGAUACAACGGCAUCCGUAAGGGUGUAUGUUUGUGUGUUGUGUGCAUGUUUUUAACAAUUUGUUAGACCAAUUUCACUCUGCCAGUAUUUACCUGGGUAAGAGUUCAUUAGAACGCUGUUCAUAUUAUUUUCAUGGCAUUAGCAUAUUCUGUGUUUGCUGUGCACUUUGAAUGACUGCUUUUGACUCUC
This is a messenger RNA of Sycon ciliatum, 2291 nucleotides long. Its product is annotated as tubulin--tyrosine ligase-like protein 12. The transcript has a single exon. Gene Ontology annotation, biological process: protein modification process. Gene Ontology annotation, cellular component: cytoplasm. The record is from RefSeq and is a predicted model, not a curated record. Lineage: Eukaryota; Metazoa; Porifera; Calcarea; Leucosolenida; Sycettidae. Bases 84 to 1961 code for a protein of 625 amino acids.